AUGCCAAACGCCAGCACAACAGAGGGCAGCAAUGGUGAGAUGCAGCAGCCAUCAGAGCUUCAUGAAAUGGAAGCGAAAAUGGCCGCACUUCAAGCUGAAAAUGAAAGGCUAACUCAACUCUACGAAGCCGAAUGCCAAUUAAGGCACAUUGAAGUCACCGCCUACAACCAGGUUUUUGAGAUGUAUGCAGUGCCCAAGGCAGAGGCGGAGGAGUUUGCUCGGCGACUUCAGGUGGAGACAGUCAGCAAUGAGGAGUCAUACCAAUCAGGUGCGAUGGCAGGUGCGAUUCCUAUGGAGACACCUGACGUGACGGGCAAUACCACAUCAGUGGAGACGCUGCUCAAAGAGACAUUUCCGCACAUCAAGAUUCACAGCCUCGACGAUCCUCCUGAACAUCAAAUCGCGGGCGACGAGGAGGCUCUUGUGGGCGACGAUGCAGAUGCCAAGACAGAUGAGGAAGAACUAGAACAGCAUUUGUUCCAGUUGCAGAGCAUGGUAGGAUCAGCCAUUGACGAAAGGGCAAAACAAACCUUGUUGAGCCUUCCACCAGAACAUGGGAAGGCAGCAUUAGGCAAAGUUGAGGACAUCAUCCACGAGCAGGGUGGAGUUUGCCGUAACUUGUCAUCAAUGGUGCAGUCUGUCUGCCGGAAGGUCUUUGGUGAUGGUGGCGUGCUGAAAGAGCUUGGGAAGCAAGAAGUGGAGCUGGAGGCCGAAUCCCAGCAGAUGUCCUUGGAAACUUUACGAGCCCAGAACCGGCUCAUCGAAGAGUAUGUAAUGCGGUUAGUCCGUCAGCGAGACGAGCUGAAGCAGGUUACAAAGCUUGCAGAGGAGCGUGACUCGUAUUUCAUUCUGGGGCUCCAUGGCCCGUCUGUCAGCGAAGAUGAGGUGAAAAAGGCCUAUCGGAACCUGGCCAGGAAGGAACACCCCGACAAGGCUGGCAUUGGCAACAAAAAGCGCUUCCAAGCGAUUCAGCAAGCUUAUACCUCGAUUCUCAAACAGAGGCAGCUUGGUGGACCGGCCGUUGCAGAGGAUGUCACAGAAGAGGUGCCGAAGGAGGUUGAGUCUUCCAUCCUGAGAGAGUCUUACAAGUACGGCAGCGAGGCACAACAAGCAGCUGAAUGGGUGGCAUUGGGAGCACAUCGAGUUAUGCGUGUUUGGGAAGAUUCUGAGGGGAAGCGCCGCUCCUUGCGCAGUCUGCGGGAACUCACGCGUCAUAGAUCGGUGCCACGAAUCUACGAGGCCUUGGGCAGCAGCUGCGAUUGCUGGGCCGUGCCACAGACGCUACAGUGCGCUGUGCGGAGGCAUUCCUGA
This is a messenger RNA of Durusdinium trenchii, 1311 nucleotides long. The record is from the annotation of a GenBank genome assembly. NCBI's taxonomy places the organism in Eukaryota, Dinophyceae, Suessiales, Symbiodiniaceae.